GAGCAGCUCCUGGUAGAACAAGAAGCUUCCUUUGAAGGUAACGUUCAUUGCUUUUUGCGUCUCUAUUUCCACUGCUUCCUCUUAAUUUCAUCGCCAUGGGAAGCAUUGAUCUAAACUCAAAGCCCCAUGUAGUAUUACUAUCAAGUCCUGGCUUGGGACACCUCAUCCCAGUUCUCGAACUGGGAAAACGCAUAGUUACACUCUGCAACUUCGAUGUGACUAUAUUCAUGGUGGGUUCCGACACAUCAGCCGCUGAACCUCAAGUUCUCCGAUCAGCCAUGACUCCAAAACUCUGCGAAAUCAUCCAACUCCCACCACCUAACAUUUCCUGCCUGAUCGACCCAGAAGCCACCGUAUGUACCCGUCUUUUUGUUUUGAUGAGAGAAAUCAGGCCAGCUUUCUGGGCGGCAGUAUCCGCUCUCAAGUUUCGACCGGCAGCCAUAAUUGUCGACCUCUUUGGAACUGAAUCUCUGGAGGUAGCUAAAGAACUUGGCAUCGCAAAAUAUGUGUACAUAGCUUCUAAUGCAUGGUUUUUAGCUCUUACUAUAUAUGUACCGAUUCUAGAUAAAGAGGUGGAAGGAGAGUUUGUUCUUCAGAAGGAGCCCAUGAAAAUUCCUGGUUGCAGGCCGGUUCGACCGGAAGAGGUAGUCGAUCCCAUGCUGGACCGAACCAAUCAACAAUAUUCCGAGUAUUUUCGCUUAGGUAUCGAGAUCCCGACAGCUGACGGUAUAUUAAUGAACACGUGGGAAGCUCUUGAACCAACAACAUUCGGAGCUUUGAGAGAUGUGAAGUUCCUGGGCCGAGUAGCUAAGGUACCGGUUUUUCCGAUUGGUCCUCUGAGGAGACAGGCCGGACCGUGCGGUUCAAAUUGUGAGUUACUCGAUUGGUUAGACCAACAACCCAAAGAGUCGGUGGUUUAUGUGUCGUUUGGGAGUGGUGGGACUCUGUCAUUGGAGCAAAUGAUCGAGCUUGCUUGGGGCCUUGAGCGGAGCCAGCAGAGGUUUAUUUGGGUGGUUCGCCAACCCACCGUAAAGACAGGAGAUGCAGCAUUUUUUACUCAAGGGGACGGUGCAGAUGACAUGUCAGGGUACUUCCCUGAGGGGUUCCUGACCAGGAUUCAGAACGUGGGGUUGGUGGUCCCACAAUGGAGCCCACAAAUUCACAUCAUGAGCCAUCCAUCAGUGGGAGUAUUUUUAUCACACUGUGGUUGGAAUUCUGUAUUGGAGAGCAUCACAGCAGGAGUGCCCAUUAUUGCGUGGCCAAUAUAUGCUGAGCAGAGGAUGAAUGCGACGCUGUUGACGGAGGAGCUAGGCGUUGCAGUGAGGCCAAAGAAUUUACCGGCGAAAGAAGUAGUGAAGAGGGAGGAGAUAGAGAGGAUGAUUAGAAGGAUUAUGGUAGAUGAAGAAGGAAGUGAAAUAAGAAAGAGAGUUAGAGAACUUAAAGACAGUGGAGAGAAGGCUUUAAAUGAAGGCGGUUCCUCGUUUAAUUACAUGUCUGCAUUGGGUAAUGAGUGGGAGAAAAGCUGGAAAACGCAGAGCUCGGAGACGAUCACUGUGGUAGUAGGAGAAGACAAAUGAAAUGAGGUGAUUCUCAAGAAUAAGAACUUCAUUAAAAACGUCAUAAGAUUAGUCUAUUUCUAUCAUUGAUCUGUCUAUGUUUUCUUAUAGAAAAAUAUAAAGCAGAGUGUGGAUUAAUUAAUUAAAUUGUAUGCUGGAUUUUCUUU
Manihot esculenta (cassava) is the source of this 1723-nucleotide messenger RNA. RefSeq names its product anthocyanidin 3-O-glucosyltransferase 5-like. Lineage: Eukaryota; Viridiplantae; Streptophyta; Magnoliopsida; Malpighiales; Euphorbiaceae. The transcript has a single exon. Gene Ontology annotation, molecular function: UDP-glycosyltransferase activity. The record is from RefSeq and is a predicted model, not a curated record. Bases 96 to 1577 code for a protein of 493 amino acids.